AUGCAAAUAUAUGUAACAGAACUUACUUCUGAUUGGAUAAGUAGAUUAUCGGAUGAAAUAGGUCUUGGAGAGCCCAUUCAAAGACUUCUUCAAAGUAGUACUCGACUUUCAGUACGAAAACUUCGUUGUAUACCAGCAUAUCCAUCUCUUCUCGUCAUACGUUUUGAAUGGCUCGUCACAAACAUUCCAAUUUUUCUUGUGGUUCGUCGUUUCUGUACUCAAGGCUAUCACAACGCAUUUUAUCGCAUCUCCGUCAAACCUACUGCAGUUCGUCACUAUAUUGAAGCUGUACGUCAAAAUAAUGCUAAGAUCGUUGAUCACGGCAAUGUCGAUUGGUUUGACGUUACUCCGGUGUCUCUCAACUCAGUUCUUCUUGACGGUUGGGCUCGUCAACCUCAUGUAAUUAUCAUAUCAAAUUCUAUUGCUGGCAGUAUGAGUGAUUUUCAUAUUCGGAUGGGCGACGAUAAUCAAAAUGGAAUCCAUAAUGAAUCAUGUCCUGAAUAUGACAUGUAUGUCAAAAAUGAGCUCUCUACUCUUAAUUUUUCAGCAGCCAUCAUGAACUUCUUCACCAUUCACGACCAAUAUCCAUUCGAUUUAGGUGCCAACGAGAACGAAUGGGAUGUGAUUGAAAAGAUUGUCGACUCAACUCUUGAUCAUGAAGCUGCCACGAUCUAUCGUCAAACAGUCGAUGAAUCACAUAAAUCCAACGACGGACGUAUUUCUCUCGGUUUCUUGAGCUUCCAACAUAUGUUCGCAGAAUUCCCCAUCGUUAUUGCCCGCCAGACAGAACAGAUAAUAUUACACAAUGAAAAACCUGCUCCGUAUGGAUAUCGGUGGGCUAACGCUAGUCAUGCGGUUGUUAACUCAAGUUAUAGCAAAGCAAAUAGAGUUAUUAAUAAUAAUUUUACAUCAAUCAAUCAUCUUAUUGAUCAACAGUGCCAAAUUAUAACAUUAGACAGUGAUUGA
Molecule: messenger RNA, 966 nt
Organism: Adineta steineri
Lineage: Eukaryota; Metazoa; Rotifera; Eurotatoria; Adinetida; Adinetidae
Source: the annotation of a GenBank genome assembly